Molecule: messenger RNA, 1806 nt
Organism: Medicago truncatula (barrel medic)
Lineage: Eukaryota; Viridiplantae; Streptophyta; Magnoliopsida; Fabales; Fabaceae
Product: protein trichome birefringence-like 3
Exons: 6
Coding region: 364-1647 (427 amino acids)
Cellular component (GO): Golgi apparatus
Molecular function (GO): O-acetyltransferase activity
Source: RefSeq, a predicted model, not a curated record
UAGUAGCAAAAAGUGGAAUUUUGUAUAAUAAUCAUUUCUGACAAACAUAUACUAGAUGAUGAAAUGAAAAGAUCUAUGGAAUAUUCAACAUGUCUUGGUAUAUAUAUUUCCCACAUGAUAAAUAAUAUUCUACAUGAUGUAACCCUUUCAACUCACUCUUACCCUCUAGUAUCUUUUUUAACAUUUUUUUUAGUCAUGACCAAAACAUACAAUGCUUUAACUUCACUCCUACUCAAAAAUGCAUAAAACCUUACCUCUCUAAACCUUUUUUUGUGCAAUGUCUUCAUCAUUCUGUUACAUUGUGUCUACUAAUUCAUUCUAAUUCCUUCUCACUUUUAAGCUUAUUCUUUCACUCCUUUCCUCAUGAUCCCUUCUGGAAUAAUGAAAAUCCAUAGAGGAAAAAUGCCUUUUCCUAUUAUUAUCAUCUCUAUUUGUAUUCUUGUCUUCAUUGCUGUUUUGUAUGCAGAGAGACUCAGUUUUCUUUCUUCUAAGUCCAUUUUCAAGUUCAAACCUUGCCCUAGAAAAAACGCCAAACUAAAAUCAAGUGAUAAGAAAGUUGAUGAGGAGAUUGUAAAUACAACAUGGAUUGAUGACAGGUUUGAUUUUGACUCAGAAGAAUGCAACAUUGCCAAUGGAAAAUGGGUUUUUAACCAAUCAAUAAAGCCAAUCUACACUGACAUAACUUGUCCAUAUAUAGAAAGACAAUUUUCUUGUAUAAAAAAUGGUAGAACAGAUUCUGAUUAUCAACAUUGGGAGUGGCAGCCAGAAGAUUGCACCUUGCCAAGUUUCAAUCCAGUGUUAGCUCUCAAAAAACUUCAAGGGAAAAGACUACUAUUUGUAGGGGAUUCACUUCAAAGAAAUCAAUGGGAAUCUUUUGUAUGUUUGGUAGAAUGGAUCAUACCUCAAAAUCAGAAAUCUAUGAAAAGAGGGGUUGUUCAUUCAGUCUUCGAAGUCAAGGAAUAUAAUGCUAGUAUAGAAUUCUACUGGGCCCCAUAUCUGGUUGAGUCUAACACUGACAUACAUUUCAUUGGAGAUACAAAGAAAAGGAUAAUAAAAGUGGAUGCUAUCAAAGAGAGAGCAAAAAAUUGGACAGAAGUGGAUAUCCUUGUUUUCAAUACCUAUGUAUGGUGGAUGAGUGGUUCUAGGAUUAAAUCAUUAUGGGGUUCAUUUAGCAAUGGAUUUGAAGGGUAUGAAGAAUUUGAUACACCAGUAGCAUACAAGUUAGCUUUGAAGACUUGGGCUAAUUGGGUUGACUCAACUAUUAAUCCAAACAAAACAAGGGUCUUCUUCACUACAAUGUCACCUACACACACAAGAAGUCAAGAUUGGGGAAACAUGAAAGAUGAGAAAUGCUUCAAUGAGACAAAGCCAGUGAGGAAAAAGAAGCAUUGGGGAACUGGUUCUGAUAAACGUAUAAUGAGUGUGGUAGCAAAAGUUGUGAAGAAAAUGAAAGUUCCAGUGACAUUCAUCAACGUAACACAAAUAUCAGAGUAUAGAAUUGAUGGUCAUUCUUCAGUGUAUACUGAAAAUGGAGGAAAAUUGUUAAGUGAAGAAGAGAGGACAAAUCCACAAAAUGCAGAUUGUAUACAUUGGUGUUUGCCUGGUGUUCCAGAUACAUGGAAUCAAAUAUUUUUGGCAAUGUUAUAACAAAAUAUCUUGCACAAAAAUCUUACACAAUGUCUUAUGUUGUUUUUAUUUUAUUUUAUUUUUUCUUUUGUGACAUGAAGAUGUUCACUAUUUUAUUUGUGUACAUUCAUUUUUCAAUACUAUUUGUGUGAUAUAUCUAACAAAUUUUUACUUGCAAAA